Drosophila innubila is the source of this 546-nucleotide messenger RNA. It is a transcript of the gene mRpL52, whose product is annotated as 39S ribosomal protein L52, mitochondrial. The record is from RefSeq and is a predicted model, not a curated record. NCBI's taxonomy places the organism in Eukaryota, Metazoa, Arthropoda, Insecta, Diptera, Drosophilidae. Gene Ontology annotation, molecular function: structural constituent of ribosome. The transcript is spliced from 3 exons. The coding region runs from base 83 to 466 and encodes 127 amino acids. Gene Ontology annotation, biological process: mitochondrial translation. Gene Ontology annotation, cellular component: mitochondrial large ribosomal subunit.
ACCUGGCAACGUCAACCUCCCCCAACUCUAUUUUUUUUAUUAUGUGAGCGUUUUUAGUUUUCGGCAAAAACAAAAGAAAAAUAUGUUUCAAAUUAGCAAACUUUGCAUAACAAUUUCAAGCUUGGUUACUGCACAGCGACAUGUCGCACUCACCGCCGUUCGGGCCAUUGACCAGAAAUGGCGUGCGGCCAAGGGACUCCCUGAGAAUCCAAAUGCGUUUGGUCCACUCACCAAUCUGCCCGACUAUACGUUCCUUGAUGGAAGGACGACGCCGCUGGGUUCUAACCAGAAGAAACGCUUGAUAAAGCAGCAAGAGACUGCUGCCAAAAUUGUGGAGCUAAGCAGCGAACUGGAAUUUGCAAAGCAACGGCACGAGCGUCUGAAAUCUGAAGCUCAGGCCGAAAAGCAACGCAUCAUGCAAAACAAAUUGAAACCAAAGGGACACCUAUUGUUAAAAAAGAAAUAACACAUUACAGCGUUUCGCCUAAUUGUUAAUUAAAUUGUAGUGUUAUAAAAUCACAAUUAUAUUGAUUGUUCUCAUAUUCA